Molecule: messenger RNA, 3920 nt
Organism: Paramisgurnus dabryanus
Lineage: Eukaryota; Metazoa; Chordata; Actinopteri; Cypriniformes; Cobitidae
Gene: n4bp1
Product: nedd4 binding protein 1
Biological process (GO): negative regulation of proteasomal ubiquitin-dependent protein catabolic process; negative regulation of protein ubiquitination
Cellular component (GO): PML body; nucleus
Molecular function (GO): RNA binding
Source: RefSeq, a predicted model, not a curated record
GACGUCUGAGGGGGUUUCCGGGUGCGACGGGUCCAGAUGUAGGCUAGCAGGCUAACCGAGAGUAACGUCAAAACAGAGAUAACUUACUACAGCGGUACUUAUAAACGUGAGGGAAGAAGAGACGCAAACAUGAAGGGAGUAAAUGAUUCGUUUCACACGGAGUAAUUUAAUAAGAGACGUUGCCGUGAUCUACAUUAAUCGUUAUAACGUUAGCUAAAAAUAAAAUGUCAACAACGCGGCCCCUUCUCGGCAUGAAGCGAAUCACCGAUGAUACCUGCACGGACCCUCCCGGAGGCAGGCAGUCUCCCACAGCCAGCAAAACACAGCCCGAGUCACUCACCGUAGACGAGUUUGCGGUACAUGAGGACAAACAAACAGAACUCAGAUGCACGAAACCGAGAGUCGAGCAGGUUUUCCAAGUGUCGUUUACUAUUAUUGGGUUGUUGGAUCACACUGGAGCCCACGGAAGUAAGGCUUCAAGGCAGAUAUGGCUCCAGCUGAAGGGGGAUAAGGAGGAUGUUUCAAAAGCAAAGGAAUAUGUGAAAGGCCUCUGUGAUCCGGAGCUGCAAAAGGAAGAGCGUUACCCUGUGGACAUGCACUGCAUUUUUGCUGGUGCUCGUGGACUUUUUCUGGACCGGUUGCUGAGAGACACAAGCGCGGAGGUUCAAGUGUUGGAACCAGGCCGUCUGAAAUUGAUCGGUUGUGCGGAAGCCGUUGUCAUGGCUCAAAGUCGCGUUCAGCAAUUUGUGGCUCUUUUUCACGAGAAGCGCAGCUUGCCCGCUGAUAGAGAACCUUUGGUUAAGCGUGCAUUUAAGACUUUCGUUGAAGACCGGGCUGAUAUAUAUGCUAUGGAGCUGCUCUUGCUACCAAGUGCCCUCAAAGAGGAGCUCCUGGGGUUGGCCCAAAGCCCUACCCAGUCUAUAACUAUCAUCAACAUAGAGCAGGACCGUUCGCAGACCAGCACACCUGUAACGGACCUUUCCAACCGCAUCCUGGACACCACUUUUGAGGACAAGUCCGCAGGUACUGCAACCACUUCCGACAUCUUGACUGGUCUCAACGGACGACCCUGCAACAAGCGUCGAUGCUCUGAAAAUGAGCAGAGGGACACUAAGAGACAGUUUUCGCUGGAGAGAAGAGAGGAAGAACAGUUGGAGGAGCGACAACUGGAGCCCAGCCAGAUUAGGGCUGUUACACCCGCAAAGGCAAUCCAGGGUGCAGUGGGUCUGAACUCUAGUGAGGUAACGAAUGAAGGUGAGGUGGUGAGCCCGGAGACUAACUUGCGCUGCCUGGUGAACUUUUUCAGAACCAUGGGCUACCAGCAGGAGGUGGUGGAGCGUGUGGUGCGGGAGACGGGACAGACGGAAGACACCUUUUUGCUACUGGAACGGAUUGUGGAAGAGACCCAAAGGACCCAGAACACGCAGGGAGCCCAGCGUACUUCUCGCACGCCCGACCCUUCUCCCUCUACUAACGCCUCCUCCACCUCCACCUGUGCUAGACUCAAAGAGAAGGAGCGAGUGCAGAUGCGAGCUCUCUCAGAGAUCAAAUGCAAAGAAAACAUUAGGCCACCCAGUAGUAACGGCAUAGGUCAGAGGAACCAGGCAAGCAAUGCGCCACUCACUUCCACGACUCUGAAAAGAAACAAUGCAGUGCAGAAUGACGUGUGUAGUGAAGUAAUCGUCAUCGACGAUGAUGACGACUUCACAGAGGUAGAAAGGAAGCCACGAAUCACGCAACUAGAUAAAAAGUCAGAGUCGAGAUUUGAUUAUUUGCCGCGGGGUAGCUCUCAAACCAUGGUUCCUGUGCGGACGGAGACCGUGACCACUCUCCGCAGUUCCUCUCAAGGCCCUCCUCUCCGGAACAACGACAAUCGACCAGGCUGCUCCUACCAGACUCUUCCAGUAAGGGCACCUUUACCUCGGUCCGAAGUGCUUAGCACCCCUAAACCAGCACCGCUUACUGGCAUGUCUCGUUUUCAGCAAUCCUUGAGAACCCCUUACAGACUAGUCUUACAGAAUGAACCAGGCUGUCCUGAUCUGCGGCACAUCAUCAUCGAUGGCAGCAAUGUGGCAAUGGCGCAUGGACUAAAUCGAGUCUUUUCUUGUCGAGGGAUCGCCAUUGCCGUGGAGGCCUUUUGGCGCAGAGGUCACAGAGAAAUCACGGUCUUUGUACCUCAAUGGAGACAGAAAAGAGACCCCAACAUUACCGAACAACACUUUCUGACCCAGCUGGAAAACUUGCGACUUCUUUCUUUCACCCCUUCUAGAGAAGUGUGUGGGCAGAGGAUUUCCUCUCACGAUGACAGGUUUCUGCUUCAUUUAGCCGAAAAGACAGGAGGUGUCAUUGUCACCAAUGACAAUCUGAGGGAUUUUGUAAACCAGUCAGAUGUGUGGAGGAGGAUCAUCCAGGAGAGACUCUUGCAGUUUACCUUUGUAGAAGAUCUCUUUAUGAUCCCAGACGAUCCACUUGGAAAGCAUGGACCUCAUUUAGAUGAGUUCUUGCUUAAAGAUAACCGAGGCAGCCCCCUAACACCCCCUCUAAGGACAGAGCUUCGGGCAACUCCAUCGCUUUUCGGCCAAGCACCGCAAUCAACACCACAUCCCUCCUCUCCCUCCCACUGGCCCCAUUCUGGCCCUCCUGACUGGCAUCUUCCUCGUCCGUCCCCCUCUCCACCUCCACAGCGGUCGCCCUCAGAAACCACAGAGCUUAAGAAUAAAUUGUACGAUAUCUUUCCUGACCAAAAGCAGCGAAUUGAUCGUAUCCUCAGCGACAACCCAUACAUGAGGGACCUGAAUGCACUCUCGGGACUCUUGCUGGGAUAAUGCACAUGCACCCAAAGUACAGUUUCGUCCAUGUGAGCAAACAACUGUGUAAGUGCAUGAAGAUCACAUGGAUUAUAAGAGACCACCUGGAUGAUAAAGAGCUGCUACAAGCAUUUAUUUGUUUAAGGGACUUUUUCAUCAAUCAUUAACCUUAAGAUAUCUGGGGCCCUCAAGUACGACCUUAAGCACAAAAAACCUUUGUUGAGAUUUAUGUGGGAGCUUUAAGUACGCGAGAUUGUACAGUCCGAAUGGCAUAUAUUCGAUGUAAAUAUUUAUCUUUACAGAAAUCUUUAUUCUAAAAGGUGUUCCAGCUAUACAGUUGUUUUGAACUGGCUUCGCUGAAAUUACUGCUGAAGGAAAUUUUAUUUGCAUUUUUAUAUAUAAUUGUGCGUUCUGCAAAUUUAUUUUGUUGUAAAUAUCGACAUAAUUGAGCCGAAUUAGUGCUAAUAUCCAGUCAUUUAAAGUGCCAUGUUGUCUGCUUACAGGAUGAAAUCACCACACUCUGUUCUAAUUUUAGUUCCCGUUUAUGGUGAUGUUAGUAAGAAACCUGUAUUCCUGUUUUCUUCUAAGAAUCCCUGGAGACAUCCUCUGAGUCACUCAAUAGAUUACAAAAGAUUUGUCAAAAGUUUCCAGAUUACUAAGUAACCUGGCACUCCCCGUCCACUUCACAAGUUGCGCAAGCCACCAACCAAAAAUAGCAAAUGGCUGAGUGGUCAGUGAUGUAAACCUUUGUCCCAGUUAUUACCAUCAGAGGGCACUAAUGGGUAUAUCAGCCCUUUACUGUUUAAAACUGAGGGCAUGAACAAAAUACAAUGCACUUUCAGUCAUUUUUAAACUAUAAAAGCAUUUUAUUAUAUUACACUAAGGUGAAAAUAUAGUACGAUACUUUUAAGUGUCUUUUCACUAUCUCUCUGACAAUGUGUAGCGUUGAGUUUUGUGAAUUGGUAUUCAGUUUUUGGGGGUGAAAAUUGAACCGUUAAUCGCAUGGAAGCAUCACAAGCUCAGCAGGCACUGUGGGUAUCUCACAGUAUGGCUGCUAUAAGAUUUAGCUUUUUCUGGAAGGCAGUGUUCAAUAAAGGCCAUUAUGUGUUCUGA